Molecule: messenger RNA, 921 nt
Organism: Colletotrichum karsti
Lineage: Eukaryota; Fungi; Ascomycota; Sordariomycetes; Glomerellales; Glomerellaceae
Product: p protein
Exons: 2
Coding region: 1-921 (306 amino acids)
Biological process (GO): phosphatidic acid biosynthetic process
Cellular component (GO): endoplasmic reticulum; membrane
Molecular function (GO): 1-acylglycerol-3-phosphate O-acyltransferase activity
Source: RefSeq, a predicted model, not a curated record
AUGUCGGCUCUCUUGGGCUACCUCUACACCUUCUUCAAGGGUUACGCCGCCCUCGUCGUCGCCCUCUACAUGCUGUCCUUCGUCGUCCCCAAGGCCGCCUUCGGCGCCCGCGUCCUCGCCUCGUACAUCUGCCUCGCCGUCGCCGCCGGCUACGGCGUCUUCGCCUCCAUCUUCCUGCGCAUCGUCGGCAACCCGGGCAUCGCGCAAUGGACCACCGGCAGGGCCUUCCACUACCUCAUGGCCCUCACCACCGGCAUCACCUUUGAGAUCGAGGACCCCAAGAACAUCCUCGGCACCACGCGCCCCGCCGUCUUCGUCGGCAACCACCAGACCGAGCUCGACGUCCUGAUGCUGGGCGCCAUGUUCCCCAAGUACUGCUGCGUCACCGCCAAGGCCUCCCUCAAGAAGACGCCCAUCCUCGGCUGGUUCAUGACCCUGAGCGGCUCCAUCUUCAUCGACCGCAAGAACACAAAGGACGCGAGGGAGGCCAUGUCCGGCGCCGCCGAGGAGAUCCGCAAGAGAAAGCAGAGCGUCUACAUGUUCCCCGAGGGAACGCGCAGCUACGCCAAGGAGCCCGAGCUGUUGCCCUUCAAGAAGGGCGCAUUCCACCUCGCCGUCCAGGCCGGCGUGCCCAUCGUCCCCGUUGUGUCGGCCAACUACAGCCACAUCCUCUGGCUCAAGGGCCUUGUCUUCAACUCUGGAAAGAUCCCUGUCAAGGUCCUGGACCCCAUUCCCACAACCAACCUGACCUCCGCCGACGUCGAUGAGCUUACCCGCAAGACCCGCGAUCUGAUGGCGGAAGCCUAUCUCAGCCUCUCCGUGCAGGCUCAGGGCAAGCCCAUGAAGGUUUCCAUCACUGAAAAGAACGCCUCCGCGAGGGCCACCGGCACGGACGCCACCGAUACCGUCUCCGCGCUGUGA